Scutellospora calospora is the source of this 2982-nucleotide messenger RNA. Lineage: Eukaryota; Fungi; Glomeromycota; Glomeromycetes; Diversisporales; Gigasporaceae. The record is from the annotation of a GenBank genome assembly.
AUGAAACGAUCAAGUAGAACUACCAAUCCUUCCCGCUGUACUGAUGUACCAAAGUUACGCAAAAAAAGACAUAAAAAGGAGCCAUUUGAUGUUGAAAUUGUUCAAGAGACGUCCCAAAAAAUAAGCAUAAUAGAUUUUGAUAAUGUGGAUAUUCCAGCGAAUGCAUUCUCUCCUAAGGAACAUGAUUUAAUUCUAAUUAAUAAAGAAAUUAAUAAAGCUGAAGUGACAAAUGAAACUGAUGAAGCUUAUGAAGAAGAAAACUAUGAAACUGAUGAAGCUUAUGAAGAAGAAAACUAUGAAGAAAGUGAAGCUGAAUCAUUGAUAGAUGAGGAAUUAAAUACACACUUUACAGAUAUUAUACACGAUGUACCAUUAAUUGAUAUCAUAGAAGAAGACCCAUUAAGUGAUGAAAUUUUAGAGGAAAAAUCCUCAGAAUUUAGAGGUUUUGAUGGAGAGUACGGUCCGUACUUUCCAAAUUUUACGUCUUCCAUGUUAUAUAUUUGGAUUACAAAGCACAUGAUCUCAACUAGUGCUUAUGAGGACCUCGUCAAAAUUCUUACCCAUGAUGGUUUUCGCAAAGAAGAUGUUAUCCAGAAUAUUAGACGUAUGCGUAAGUGGAGAUAUAGGUUACCUCUGCUUACAGUACAUCAGCAUGAUGUGCCUGUUUGUCAGGCAAAAGCACCAUCAAUACUUGUAUCUACCAAAAAGGCUUUUACAAUAUCCCCACUGGCACACUUGGAAUAUAUAUUAAAUAAUCCAACAAUAAUGCCCAAGUUAUAUUUUGGACCUGGUGUGCUUAGAGAGGAAAAAAGUGAAUUUUGGCAUGGAAAUCUUUGGCAAGAUUCGCCAUUUUUUGGAGAGCAUGAGAUAAGAUGCAAUAAUGGAGUAACUUAUAAAGCAGGAGAUUUUGUUUUGUGCCAAACAUCAUUCCAAUUUAUAUGUCGCAUACGCAGUAUUGUGACUAAUGAAAUUAAUAAAGACUGUAAAGUAAAAGUUGAUCGGCUCCUUCAACACCACAACCUUCCUAAUUGCCGAUUUGACAGUGAUAGACAUACCCGUGGUAAUGGGAAAGAAUUGUGGAUUGUUGAAGGGGAUUCUACCUUUAUUGAUCCAGAAAACAUUCGUAAACCCAUAUCUGUAUGGCUCCGUGACUUACCGGAGCCCCAAACUUAUAGUUAUUAUGUCCAAGAAAUAGUAUAUAAUUUCAAUGGACGUUGGAAAUAUCGUGAUAUUUCAAAAAGGCAUAGAUUGCCUUGUGAAUAUAUCACUAUUAGGCCACCGCCACUGCAAAUCCCCACAUUUAAAAUAUUUUUGGACAUUUAUUAUGAUAAUUUCGGCACAUACAGGAAUGUUUAUCAUUCCUUGGGAGGUGUAUAUAUGCAAAUUGGUAACAUGUUGCAGUCAGAUCGGAAGUUGCUUAAAAACCAUUUUCUUAUUGGUUUUGUUCCAUUUGGCACUAGUUUUGAUGAUUUCAUCAAACCAGUGCUUAAGGACAUACAGUGUUUAGAAAAUGGUUUUAUAAUGAGUACGUUAUAUGGGGAUGCUUGGGUCGUGGGUGGCAUUGGAUGCAUCACUGCAGACUUACCGCAAGGUAACGAUUUGGCAGGUGUUAAGCGGCAUAAUGCUCUUCAUGGUUGCCGAACGUGCAAUGCCUCAAUCGAGCAAUUUACUGAUCCAAGCUAUAAUUAUGCUGAAAAUGCACGUUUUAAACAGCAUACUGAAAAACAAUUUGUUGAUAUUAAAAAUCAACAAACAAAGAUGGGUAAAGAACAAUUAGCUACCGAAUAUGGGUUGACAAUAACCUCUGGAUCUCUUAGUGUACUUAAAUGGGAUAAUCAUGUACAAACUCUACAUGACAUAUACCAUGCAAUGGCUGGUAAAGCCCGUACCUUGUUAGAUGCUACAUUAAAUAUAUUUAAUGCAACUGGAGAAGAAGCUUUUUUAACAUGCUGGAAAAACAUCGAAAAACCUGCUUGCUGGUGCCGAAUGCCUAAUCCAUUACGGCAUCGGCAAAGCUUUAUGUUUUCCGAUGUUUUAAAACUUGCUAUUUUAAUGCCAUUUAUACUUAGGCGGUUUUUAAAACCUUGUUAUAUUAAACCGGAUAUUUUAAAAAAAUGGCAAGAAAAUUCUAGUAAAAAACCAGUUACACAAUUGUGUAGUCUUUGGACUACUGAGGCUAAAACACUUAAACUAGCCUUUUCAACAACAAUGACGGAACAUAUUUAUAAAGAAUUACAAGAAAUGCUAAAUAAGGAACGUGAUAUGCUUAUUCAGUUAUUCCCAGAAUACUUUACGAAUUUACCUAAUCUUCAUGUUAACACACAUUUGUUGCAACAUGCUCAAAAUUUUGCAACAUUAGUAAAUACUGCUGUAGGAGUAAAGGAGAUCGUCCAUCGCACUUUCAAAGUAAUAGUUCCGCAUACGAAUCGCAAAGUUAUUGAACUUAGCCUUACUCAGCAGUAUAAUGUAAGACAAGCAUUGAGACAUGUUGUUGAUGGUUGGAAAGAUCCCCGAUUUGGUGAAUUUGCCAAUACAUUUUCUAAUCUUACUACGGAUUUAAAGCUUCAUAAAAUUUUUUCAAAUUGGUACGCUAUAGAAAAUCCACCUUUAUUUUCACAAGAUGAAGAAAAUGGUAAAUAUAUAAAUUUAAAUCUCGAAAUAAUAGGUAUUGGUGUUCUUAACACAACAGAGGAUCCUAUCAGAUUAAAGCUUCGUGUGGGUGAUAUUAUAGAAUUAGCUGAAAAUUCUGAAGGAAUUAUUUAUGCUAAGAUUAAGGCAAUAUUUGUUCAUCAGGCAAACGAUGGGCAUAAUUACGCAUUUUUUCAGUUUUAUAGAUUUCAAGAAUUGAACUUUCUGGAUUCAGUACUCGAAUGCCCAUAUUAUAAAGUUCGAACAUCUGAAGAAGCAUAUAACGAAAUUUUUUGGGUUGGUAAUGCUGGAACAGUUGUAACGACUAAUAAUGAUAAAACCAAGAAGAAAUAA